AGGCGAGGACGAGCUAGCGUCGCGCCCGCAUCUUCCCGCACAGCCCGCGCCGCGCGCCCAGAGGAGCGGCAGCCACCGCGGAGUCUGCCGCGGCCUCUCGGCGCUCCUGCCGCUCCCGGCGCAGCCAUGGCCCUGGCCCUCUGGCCGCGCCUCAGCAGCGUCCUCUGGCUCGCCUGCCUCCUACCCUUGGCCCCGGCUGGGGUGGCCGCAGGGCUGUAUGAGCUCCGACUCACCACCGAUGGCCCUGCCACCACAGGGGCAGAGGUGACCAUCACAGCCAGCCUGGUAGCCAACGAAAAUGGCAGCCUGGUCCUGCCGUCCAACGCCCGCCUCUACCGCUUCCACUGGAUCCACACCCCACUGCUGCUCACGGGGAAGACAGAGGAGGCCUUCAGCUCCACCAUCCGCGUUGUGGGGAACGUGCCCGGGGACUUCCCCGUGUCCGUCUGGGUCACCGCUGCCGACUGCUGGACGUGCCAGCCUGUGGCGAGAAGCCUCCUCAUCCUCCCCAUCACAGAGCUCCUCGUGGGGAACCUCGUUGUCUCCCAGAACACCUCCCUGCCCUGGCCCAGCUCUUACCUCACCAAGACAGUCCUCAAAGUUUCCUUCCUCCUCCAUGACCCGAGCAACUUCUUCAAGACUGCCUCAUUUCUCUACAACUGGGACUUCGGAGAUGGCACCCAGAUGGUGACGGAAGACGCUGUGGUCUACUACAACUAUUCCAUCAUUGGAACCUUCACUGUGAAGCUCAAGGUGGUGGCAGAAUGGGAACAGGCAAUGCAGGGUGCUGGGAAGGGCAUCGUGCAGAAGACCGGAGACUUCUCUGCCACCCUGAAGCUGCAGGAAACCCUUCGAGGCAUCCAGGUCUUGGGGCCCACCCUAAUUCAGACCUUCCAAAAGAUGACAGUGACCUUGAACUUCCUGGGGAGCCCUCCCCUGACUGUGUGCUGGCGUCUCAAGCCUGAGUGCCUCCCGCUGGAGGAAGGCGAAUGCCACCCAGUGUCCGUGGCCAGCACAGCUUACAACCUGACCCACACCUUCAGGGAUCCCGGGGACUAUUGCUUCAGCAUCCGAGCAGAGAACGUCAUCAGCAAGACGCAUCAGUACCACAGGAUCCAGGUGUGGCCUUCCAGCAUCCAGCCGGCUGUCUUUGCUUUCCCAUGUGCCACACUUAUCACCAUGAUGCUGGCCUUCAUCAUGUACAUGACCUUGCGGAAUGCUGCUCAUCAGAAGGACAUGGUGGAGGUGGCUGAUUUUGACUUUUCCCCCAUGUCUGACAAGAACCCGGAGCCGCCCGCUGGAGUCAGGUGCUGCUGCCAGAUGUGCUGUGGGCCUUUCCUGCUGGAGACACCAUCGGAGUACCUGGAAGUCGUCCGCGAGAACCACGGGCUGCUGCCGCCCCUCUACAAAUCUAUCAAAACUUACACCGUGUGAGCAGCCCCCAGUCCCAUCUCAGCGCCAACUGACUGCCCACAGGGCACUUUGGACAGGGUGGUGUGUGCCACCAAGCAGAGGGGUUCAUGUGUGCAGGGCUGUCCACCCUGCUGGCCAUCCAUCCGUAAUUCCAGCUGCCGCCAUGAGCUCCCCUCCCUCAGCCCCACACCCCUGCCAUCAGCCAAUCUGUACAGUCCAGCCUCUGCUGUAGCCCCUCAGUCAGCCCCACCCCACCCCUGGCCUCUGAAGAGCCCCAAGCAGGUCCCCCCACACUCGAUGGGGUCCCUCCUCUCUCCCAGGCAUGCCUGGCUGCCCCUUGCCCAUUCUUCCCAUGUCGGCACUUCUGCCGUCGUCCGGAGUUUGGACUUCCCUCCCCCAAAUGGCCCUGCCCAGGUCAGAGAGCCAGGCAGAUGGUCACCAACAGUUAAGGCAACGUUACAGAAGGUCAUACGUACAGAGACAAGAGCAUGCGCAUGCGUGUGCACACACACACACACACACACACACACACACAAAUACACACAUAACACGUGUCACACAGGCAUCUCAGAUGAUUUCCUCUAUCAAUUAUGUUGUUUGCUGGGUCCUGAAUUCGAAUUAAAAUGACAUAUGACUUUUUCUGCUUAGCCCCCACAGCUCCAAGCCCUGACCCCCCCAUGUGCACUGUCCCUACAGCUCCCAGCUCCCAUUCUAAGAACACCCCGUUUCCUGCCUGCUUGCUGGGGGUCGGGUGCAGGCAGGGCUAACACUUGGUGGGUACAGAGUGCUUUCUAAAUAGCGCCUUUGUCCAUGGAGGAACCGGCCUCACAGCAAAGGAGGAGCAAGCCGGUGGGGACGUGGGUUCACCGUGGGAGAUGGUGGUCUUGAGGAGGAGGCAGGACCGGAGGGCGCCCAGGGUGAUGGGGGCAGUGGCCCCUGGGAGGCCAGGCACAGGUGCAGUGAGGCCCCAGCACAGCCAUGUGGGAGUAAGUGAACCCCGGCAGGGGGAGGGGCAGGGCCAUGGGGGCAAAGCUCUGUUGCUGUAGUCUUCGCUGUCAGACUUUGUGCCCACAACAGCAUUCCUGCUGUCUCCAGCUCAUUCUCAUGAAAUACUGCCAUUUUUGCUGAAUAAAGCUUGUGUGUUCUCAAAUAGCCACAAAUAUGUCAGGCA
Molecule: messenger RNA, 2584 nt
Organism: Suricata suricatta (meerkat)
Lineage: Eukaryota; Metazoa; Chordata; Mammalia; Carnivora; Herpestidae
Gene: TMEM130
Product: transmembrane protein 130
Exons: 8
Coding region: 127-1434 (435 amino acids)
Source: RefSeq, a predicted model, not a curated record